Molecule: messenger RNA, 2553 nt
Organism: Doryrhamphus excisus (bluestripe pipefish)
Lineage: Eukaryota; Metazoa; Chordata; Actinopteri; Syngnathiformes; Syngnathidae
Gene: nmur3
Product: neuromedin U receptor 3
Biological process (GO): neuropeptide signaling pathway
Cellular component (GO): plasma membrane
Molecular function (GO): neuromedin U receptor activity
Source: RefSeq, a predicted model, not a curated record
UCUAUAUGUGCCCUGUGAUUGGCUGGCCACCAGUCCAGGGUGUAACCCCGCCUCUCACCUGAAGACAGCUGGAAUAGGCUCCAGCACCCUUGUGAGGAUAAGCGGAAACACCAGCAUAGACUAGCUACCAGCAUAAACCAACAUUUGUUGUGUUUACGUUUGGAGAACUAGCAUACCAGCACAAAAACCCAACAUUUUACGGAUCUUUAAAUGCCACCUAGACAUCUGCUAAAUACCCACCAGUCACCUACAAAUAUAAAAGGAUGCGGCUGCAGCCUGGUUGCCAUCCAUCCUCCUCUGCUUCGACUGAAUCCAUAUUUCUGCAAGAAAGGAGGAAGAAGCUGCGGCAUCAAGGAGAUUCACUUGACUGACAGAUUGAUUUCCAGUCCUUCCUCCAGCCGCAUCAUGGAGCCAUCUUGUCAAGGCUGCUCACCUAACACUUCCACUUCCAGCAACACCACCGACGUCAACACUGAAAUGAAUCUCUCCGACAUCCUGGGACCCAAACGCUCUCCCUUCUUCUUCCCAGUCGUCAGCGUUUACCUGCUCAUCUUCCUGGUGGGCUUGAGUGGUAAUCUUCUUACCUGCGCGGUGGUGGCCAAGCACAAGAAGAUGCGCAACCCCACCAACCUCUACCUGGUCAGCCUGGCCAUGUCCGACCUCCUCAUGUUAGCCUUCGGGAUGCCGUUGGAGAUCUACGACCUGUGGGAGAACUACCCGUUCCCGUUCGGUGAAGGCGGUUGCUAUUUCAAGACCUUCAUCUUUGAAACGGUUUGCUUCGCCUCCAUCCUCAAUGUCACGGCUCUGAGCGUGGAAAGGUACAUCGCUGUAGUGCACCCACUCAAGACCCGUUACCUCACCACCAAACGCCACUCCAAGAGGGUCAUCGCCGCAGUGUGGGCCGUGUCCAUGAUGUGCGCUAUCCCCAACACGUCGCUGCAUGGUAUCGUCUACCUGCCGGGUAGGAUGCAGGAGUCGGCCAUAUGCACCGUGAUGAAGCCUCUGUGGAUCUACAACAUGCUGAUGCAGAUCACCACCGUCUGCUUCUUUUUCGUGCCCAUGAUGGUGAUCAGCGUACUGUACCUGGUCAUGGGAAUUCAUCUGAGCAGGGAGAGGCAGCGGCGGUGCAGCAAUUUCGGAAAGAAGUGGAGCGGCGACUCCCGGGUUAAAAUCAACGAGGAGGGUGGUCGGAGGAUGCAAAUAGUCAAGAUGCUCUCCAUCGUGGUCGCAGUGUUUGGUGUCUGCUGGGCACCUUUCCACGUGGAGCGCCUGCUGUGGAGUUCCAUCCACCAGUGGACUGACCUGAUGCACAACAUCUACCAGUACGUACACAUCCUGUCUGGGAUCCUCUUCUACCUCAGCUCGGCAGUCAACCCGGUCAUCUACAGCCUGAUCUCCACACGAUUCCGCGAAUGCUUCCGAGAGCUUGUGUGCUCACAGACAGAGGACGGACACUUGGAACGAGACUCGCCGCCGUUCCCAAAGACUUUACUGGUUCACUCCGUUGCCAGGGUUCAAACCGUGGGGCAGAACUCCAACUCACUCAUCCCCUUGUUGUCUCCUCCUAUGACACAAGGUUUUGAUGGCACACAUCCAUGCGAAGACACGGCCUGCAAGACAUCGGUGUUCUGACAUGACAUUAGAACAGAUGGUACACUGUCUUGGUAGCGAUGUAGCCCUUUUCAGACAGACAUCCUGCAAAAUAGGUGAAUGAAAAAAUACAUUACCUUUGCCUUUUACACAGAACCCAGCUCAGAUGGGGUAUUGCUGCAACAGCUUGACAAAAUAUGAGUUGUAAAAUCAGUAAAAAGCUCAAAAUUUCUGUAAAUUAGAGGCCGACACAUUUAAAUAAGAGUCGGGAUGGUGUCUGUGUGAAAAGGGAAACCUGCAAUGGCGCAACGGGUUGGACUUUUCACACUUGGCUGUCACUUUUUACAUGCAGUUGUGCGGAAAGUAUUCAAUUAUUUGAUUGAUGCUGUGUGGACGUGUGCACAGUCACAGCAAAGACCUGUUUCGGUUAGAUUAUGUUACAGCUUUUAAUACGGAUAUAAAAGAUGCACGACCAAGGCUCAAGACUUUUUGUAAAGUAAGAAUUAAGUGAGACUAUUUUAACUGAAAAAAAUUUUAAAUGGGUGUGCUGUAAAUUUUUGUGUUUUUUGUUCAGUGCUAAAAAAAAAAUUGUUACGUGUUCUGUACAUGACAGUCAAAAAACCCAAUGGUACACAGCCCUGGUCAUGAAGAAUUGAUGCAUGUAAAAUGUAUCCAGGAAAGGGUUCAAUUUCGCUCAUUUGGCAACUUAUUUACCAAAGCAUUUUUCCACAAAUGUCAAUUUCAUUUCAAUCAAAAGCAUUUCAGCUCCAAUCGGACAAACAUGUCAACGUCAUGAUACUCGUUUCUUGUUGGGGUAAAACGGCCUACAAAGGAAGGUCCUCUUAUAAGUCAUGUUUUCCUGUGAGCUUGUUUUUUCUCGUGAUGAUUGAAGUGUACACCUUUGUUGCAAUUUGGCACCUGAUUAAGGGAAUUGUGUGGCUGAAAGGCUUCAUCAAUAAAUGU